ACCGCCACCACCAACCCAACCCAACUACUCAUCCAACACAAUGUCCGGCAAAGUUAGCGGCAAGUCCAAGUCUGGCAAGGCCACCACCGGUGAUGCCUCCAAGUCCCAAUCCCGUUCAUCCAAGGCCGGCCUUCAGUUCCCCGUCGGUCGUGUCCACCGUCUCUUGAAGAAGGGCAACUACGCCCAACGUGUUGGUGCCGGUGCACCUGUCUACCUUGCUGCUGUCCUCGAAUACCUCGCAGCCGAAAUUCUCGAAUUGGCUGGUAACGCUGCCCGUGAUAACAAGAAGCACCGUAUCGUCCCCCGUCACCUCCAACUCGCCAUCCGAAACGACGAAGAAUUGGGCAAACUCCUCGGCGACGUUGUCAUCUCCCAGGGUGGUGUCGUUCCUCACAUCGCACCCGAACUGCUACCCUCAAAGACCAAGGGCAAGAGGGACGACGAGUAAUUUACUCGCUUCGUUCCUUUCUUCUAUUUCCUCUGCUCUCUGCAUUCAUCUCAUCAUUGUAUUGCUUUGAUUUAUCUUUAUUCUCUGUUGUAUCAAGUGUACUAUUAUAGUUUACUGUACGAAUGGAUUACUAGACGGGAUUCCAUAGCGGACUUUUCAGUGGACCAUUCGUGCGUGACCGGGAAGAAAACCAUUUUCCAUUGCCCAAA
Molecule: messenger RNA, 657 nt
Organism: Coprinopsis cinerea okayama7#130
Lineage: Eukaryota; Fungi; Basidiomycota; Agaricomycetes; Agaricales; Psathyrellaceae
Product: histone H2A
Exons: 3
Coding region: 41-448 (135 amino acids)
Cellular component (GO): nucleosome
Molecular function (GO): protein heterodimerization activity; DNA binding; structural constituent of chromatin
Source: RefSeq, a predicted model, not a curated record